Molecule: messenger RNA, 11743 nt
Organism: Porites evermanni
Lineage: Eukaryota; Metazoa; Cnidaria; Anthozoa; Scleractinia; Poritidae
Source: the annotation of a GenBank genome assembly
AUGCCGGCGACCCGUUCUCGUUCACGGUCCCCAAGACGAUCUUCGACUUCCUCUUAUUCAAAAGAUAAGGCUGGGAAACCAAACUCUCGUGAGCUAAUCACUAUAAAAACAGAAUCUACCCCAGACAACAAAGUGAAAGCCGACCAUAGUGGCAAAGACAAAACUGCUUCGAGCUACAAGUCGGACUCGGCUAAACCGAAAACAGACAGCGCAAAUGACAGUAAACAAGCAGAAAGGAAUUUCCGAAAACCGUCCGAAUCACCGGUUUCGAAAAGUGGUAACUCGGCGAAUAGGAACAUGAACUUCAGGAGCAAGGAAAGAAAGUUUUCUGGUCGAUGUAGGCUCUUUGUUGGAAACUUGACCAACUGCGAAGACACUGAACUCAAACAGAUGUUUGAAAAGUAUGGAGAGGUCGCUGAGGUGUUUAUUAACAAGGAGAAGGGUUUUGGCUUCGUCAGAGUGGUCAGUAUACAGUAGUAAAACAAAAUGAGCUGAACAAAUUAAGCACAACUGGUUUCAUGGAUGUGGUUUAAGAAAAGUAGACGGUAUUCAAUCGAUAGAAAUCGGUCAUUGGAAGCCUAAUCGAUUAAUCGAUGGCACUCCAUAGUAAUCGAUUUUUGUCGAUCAUUCAAUUUUCAGUGGAACCUCGAUUAAAUCGAUUAAAUGUAGUUCCAAGGGACUGGGGAAAUUUGUUCGUUAUAUUAUUGAGGGUUUGUUAUAUCAAACACGUCGAUUUAACGAAUUUUAGAAAAAAAAAACAACCAAAAUGUUUAUUAUAUCGAGGUGUAAUUAGUAAUUUAUUUACAAAACCCAGCAUUUCUGGAUCUGAACAAAUUACUGCAAUAACAUUCGUAAGGUUAGGUAACAUCUGCAAAGCAGCACCCAUAUUCUUGUUCUGGGUCCCCAAUUACUGGAAAUGGUUUCAAAAUUUCCCUUCAGCCUGAUUACCAAGUUGACAAUGGCUUUUUUAACAGACCAAUCAUGGCACAUACUCAAAUCCUGGUACACAGGUAGGGAUCCAGAACAAGGCUUUCAGCACUGUUUCACAGAAGGACAUAACCAGAAGUUAAGGUCUGUCUAUCCCUGAGAGGAAUAUCAAAAAUGCUUAUCUUCGAAUUAGGGACUGUGCAAUAAUUACCAGGAGGGUGGGGGGGGGCUGAAAAACUAGAGUUAUCUACCAAAAACUUAGACAGUACCCCCACCCCUCCAAAACAAAAAAAAUUAGUUCUAACCCCCCCUCUGUUAUGUUAAAAAUAACAUUGCACCCCCCCCCUCCACCACCACACUGGUAAACUCAAAACUGGACUGAGCUGCCAUCACAGCUUUAAUAAUGACAAACGUUAUUAUGUAACAUCUAGUAUCGAGAAGGAUGUUGAUCGCUUGAUUGAAGAUUUAGACAAAGCAUUUGCUAAGUACCGGGGUGCUUACCACGUUGGCUCGAAAUCUAAAACUUCUGAAGCCAGAAAGAGAAAGGAGGAGAGAAAAAAAUCAAAGAACAGGAGAUUGAAUGCUUCAAAUAACAGACGAAAAAGAGCUUGUAUUAUAUUUUGAUCCUUGGUAGGAGAGCCUGUUGAACUUUGUUAUGAGCCACAUAUAUAUGGAAUUCAGCAAAUCGAUUCAGUCGAUGAAGAAACAUUACUUUUAUUCACAUCAAAAACCGACAAAACUUGUCUAGGAGUUCUGUUUGAUUCCCAUUGUUUUAUGGGGGAAGCUGAGAAACAAGUUCAUGAUUUUUGCUUUACAUAGGAUCAGCUCAAUUAAUUAGAAGACGGGUUAAAAUUGAUCAGUUGUGAAUUUGCUUUUCAUUUUGAUGGAAUAAUUUCAAUAAUCGUUUAACAGCUGUUCGUAUUGAUAUUUGUUACAGUCUAUCAUGUUGCCUGUAUUGAGAAUCUUUUAUUGCGUUUAAUUUUAUUUACAUUUCGAAUAAAACUUAAGGCCCCCCCUCCGUCAAAUGGGUGAUUUUACUUUGAGCCCCCCCUAUCUUGGCAGCAAUUUUAUGUAAUGCCCCUCCCUCUAGUUUUUCAGCCCCCCCUCCUGAUAAUUAUUGCACAGUCCCUUAGCUGAAGAUUUUAUCUCCAGGAUCCCUCAUAGGGAAUAUUCCAGCCCAGGAGUCGUGUGCCAUACUUAUGGUAAUUGAAUAUCACCAACUAAUGUACAAAGUUAAUGGGAAUCUUAUGCGCAGUUGUAUUCGCGAAUCUUACUGCGCAAUAAUAUCCAGAGUCACUGCCAAAAUUAAAAGAGAUAUGGAAGGCUGUAGAGACUUUCAAAUUUUGUUGGUUUUCAAAGAAUGUAAAGCACUUGUACAGAGGUACGUAUGAUGGUCACAAAGUGCUUAAUCACAAGAAAGCAAUCUCUGUAGAUUUCUGAUAUUAUUCAGUUGAUUCAGUUUUAUUGAUUAUGAAAAAUUUUGUUUAGAUACACCCUGUUGAAAGGAUGGGACUCGCAAUCACCUUUUGCCAGGUGAUUUUGGGGGGAUGCAACAUAGCCCUGGAAUAAUCAGCACACUAAGUUCUCUAUAUUCACCUGAGUAGUCCUGUAUAGUCCAGAAAGGUUAUCACAAAAAAAAUACACCUUAUCAAAAGGCCCAAUUGCUAAGAAGUGAUAAGGGUUUUGAUCAAAGUCAUUGUUUUUUUAGGACACUCGUUUAAAUGCAGAAGCUGCCAAACAAGGUGUUGAUGGAACUUAUCGGAAUGGAAGGGUAUUGCGGGUUCGUUUUGCCACACAUGCAGCCGCUCUCAAAGUCAUGAACCUUGGUCCUCUGGUUACAAAUGAGCUGUUACAUUCAGCCUUUUCCCAGUUUGGUGAUGUGGAGCGAGCAGUUGUUGUCUGCGAUGAUAGGGGAAGGUCAAAGGGCUAUGGUAUUGUUGAAUUCUCCAGAAGAAACUCUGCUCAAACAGCAUUGCAGCAAGUUAAUGAUGGAUUAUUCCUUCUCGGAAGGUAUAGUAGAAUAAUUUAUAUUUCAGUAUGUUUGUAUUUCAGUACCUUCAGAGCUGAGAGGACAUAUUAUCCUGUUUAAGAAAACUGUCAGCAAAUGGUGGCAAUAUGAAACCUCACAGAUGUAACUAAAAUAAUGCACUAGUAGCAUUUUGGCUUUUGUAAGCCUGUGAUAAGAGAGCAAUAUACAAUGGAAACGCAAAUUGGUUGCAAUUAUCAGGAGGUUUAAAAAAAUUCUGUGUAAAAUUACAGUGUUUGAUUGGUGAAGGAAAGAUAGACCUGGAAUUUUGAAAAGCCGUAACUGCAAAAGCAGCCAUCGCUCCUUGCUGCUAGGGAGGUUUCACUAGGAGAGAUGUCUGCACCUCAGCUACAGAAAAUCAAUGUUAACAUAAUAUAUCCAAUAGUCACGGGGUUCCGAAAUAAUGUAAAUUUGUUUGAUUUUGUGUUUCCUGGUUGAUUAUGGUAAAGUGUUGGGUUCUUCUGCGAAUGAGCUCCAGCAAAACUCAAAUGCACCAGAAAUACUGACUGUUCUGUAGUAGAUUCACCAUGUUACAGUUUACCUUUGUGACCAUUUGUCUUUCAAUACAUCUAGCUAAAUCAAAAUAAUACUAUGUCAACCAAUCAUAGCUCCGGACCAGAUUUUGGACAAAUUUUACGUCAACAGUAUGGAAUUUCUGCCUCCUGGUGAAACAUCCCUAUCAGUGAGGAGCAAAGAGAUACUGCUGUUUUUGCAGGCUACAAAAAUAAAAGGUUUAAGAAAUCGGCACUGUUCUUAACGUGAUUGCAAUUAUUUUUUAUACGUGCAGUACCUGACCUCAACUCUGUGAUGAAAAGCUUUAUUGGAAUUACCGUAUGAGGUUUUAAAAACUCAUGAGUAGAUUUUGGCUCCUGAGAGUUGAGGCACUUAUUUGGUACAUGUAGAUUUUGAUCUAAGCGAACUGCUGGUAUUGUUUGAAACCCCUGUUUUAAUAUGUCUUUUCAGAACUCCUCGCCCUAUAUCAGUUAAACAGUUGGAACAUGAAGAAGAUGAAGAUGGUGUGGUAGAUGAAAAUGUUAAGAGACAUGCUGAUUUUGAAAAGUAAGAUGAUGGUUUGGUUUUUCUGCAUGCAUAAUAAAUUAUUUUUGUGUACCUCAUAAAGUUUACAGCAGUUUGAUCACUUUGAUAAAAAACCUGCCUAAAAAAACUAGCACUGUUUUCAGUUGUAGCAAGGGCUUGAAUAAGUGAUGUUUGGGACAAUUACAAUGCACCAAAUGCAAAUAUGGUGGACCUCUCAGCCAGCCAGGAUCUAGUUGUGCGAAAGUGAGGCUGGUGGGGCCUCAAGAGUUUUGGUUUGACUGCAUGACCUAGCAGUUGAGUAGAUUGAUAUGGUUUACCUGAAGUUGUUGCAUGCCUGAGCACCACCAAAAAGGAGAUUUUACUCUAGCUGGAAGAACCUUUACUUUCCCAAGAUCUUUUCGCAAAGAAAGUUAAGGAUUCAUACGAUUUGUAUGUAGAUUUUCUUCCUGGGAAAGUAAUGAACUCAAGGAGAGUUUAGUUUCGUCUGUGACGCAAGCUAGCCUUUCUAGUCCUGGAAAACUCAGUGAUGUCGUGGUGAGGUAAAGGCAGUUAUUGAUGAUUUUUUUUUUCGCUUUGAAAAGUGAUGCAUCUCAAUGAUGAGUCUUUAUAUUGGAAUUACCGUAUUAAGUUUCUGUGGAAACUGUUGAUUCUAAAUGGCACCUGAGAGAUGCAAACAUAAAAUACUUUAUGUAUGGCACAGAAAGGUUGGGUUCACUGGUUCAUUUUAUUUCACACUGUUUAAGUAAAAGUUCACAGAUCUAAGUUGUAAGAAUUACAGAUUGCCUUGAAUAGGUAGUUAAAUAAGAUAAAACAGAGUUAUUGGUACAUAUGUAUAUUGACGAAUGUGUGUGGUGGUCAAAGUAGCAUUCGCUUUUGAGUUGGCCACCACCUACUUUAGAAUCAACAAGAACACACAAAGUUUACUUCACUUACCACUGUGAAUGGUAUAGUUCCAAUAUUUUAUAACAUGGUACCUGUGGUAAAUCUUUCUUGCAAGCCCAGAUAUACUGGAAUGUCACAUUUUUCAACAAGCAUGGUAGUAUUUUGCUAACAACAUUGUUUUAAAUGCAUGUGGUGUACUGAAAUCAAGGAAGCUGUCAUUCAUAUGAGGCAGAUAGUACUCAAUGCUAUUGUGGACUGGCAUCAUGUCCCUGAACGAAAUGUUCCCAUCUUAAAAGUGUAAACUUUUAACAGAUUGUUUGACGUUAAGUUCUGAAGAAGGAAUAGCAAUAAAAUUUUAACUUGUAACAAAAAGUGGUAUAUAAUUUUUCUUUGGCUGUCCAUUUCUACAUUCCAUUAUGUGAGUUUUGCACUUACUGACAGACCAGAGUGGAAGUAACCCCAUACAAUGUCAGUUAACCCUUUAAGUCCCAAUAUCCACAUACAAAUUCUCCAAACUGAUCUCCAUACAUUUCCUUGAAGAAUUAGUUGAGAGAAUUUGGUAAAAGAUCAAAUACCUGGUAUAGACUUUGCCCAUGAUAGUCUAUGGAUAUCGUGAGGAGAAAAUUAAUUUUGAGCACUAAGGGUUAAGCAUGUUCCUAGUUUCAUCAUAAUUAAUAGAAUGGGUUACUCAUAUGUGCAACAUUAUCCAUUGCACUGUUGAGCUUAAUUGCAAUUGGCAUCAAAUAUUUCAAGAUAGUUGACAAACAAAGGGAGAAUUGUUCACCAAUAUUGUGAAGUAAGGUUUUAAUAGCUGAACUGUUUCUUUCAGGGAGAGAGAGGUUGCCCCCCAUUUUGUGGCACCGAAUACAUUUGAGGCAGAGUGGGCUCAAAGAUGGCGUGCUCUAGAAGAGAUGGAAGUGUCCCAGAAGGAAGCUUUGGAUGUUCAGUUUAAGGAAGCUCGUGAGAAAUUGGAAGCAGAAAUGGAUCAGGCAAUUCAGGAUCACGAGUCUCUGUUAAUGAGGCAGGGUAUGAACUAUUAAAAUGUUUUCUUCAUUUGAGUGGCCACAAUAAAGUUAGUAACGUCAAACCUCCCUGUAUGGUAUUUGUCAGAAAAGUUAUUUCUGAUGCAGUGAUUUUGUUAUGAAUAGUUAUAGUGUGUCCUGGGACUUAUCUUGUGAAAAAUCAUGAGUCCCAGUUGAUAAAACAAUGAGUUCCUGGAUCUUUUGUAACCACACAGUUAAUCUGAAGACAUACUCCAAAACUCGGUAUAACAGUUUCAUUACUGAAAUAAAAAUAUACUCCUUCUAUUGUAAAUCACAACAAAGACUAAAAGGAAUAAGCAUCGUUUAACAACAGCCACAAGAACAGCCACAGAAAUCACACAAACGGGAUAUUCUGCAAAAACAUCUUCAGAUCGAUCAACGUUACUGAUCGUUGCGUCCUAGAGGAUGCAUACCUCAAAUUUUUUUGGCAUUGUGGGAGAUUUUUAUACGGCAGGGAUGCAGGACACAGAGGUAACAAAAUCACUGCUGAUGGCUUUCUAUAUCUGUGCUUAAAAAAUGUAAAAUAUUUUAAAAUGUUGAAGAUGCUGCAUCUGCAUCCUUAUGGGUCUCCUUUUAGUUACAAGUCCCAUGAUAAUUUCUUGUUUAAUUAAAACGGACAAAUAUUUUUGCUGGAACCAAAGGGAGCCCCAAGUUAAUGUUUGUUGCUUUGUCCAUAGAAAUCCAGCGUCGUCAAGAAGAACUGCAUCGAUUUGAAGAGAUGCGUAAAAGAGAGGAGAUGAUGAGACAAGCAGAGAUGAGGUAAAGGAGAACUACAAUCUUGGACAGAAUAAAAGGGAACAGCAAACCCCCAUACCGCCAAAUCAAGGAUGAAGCCAUGGGAAGGGCAAAAUGCACCAUUUUCCCAUCUUUGAUUUGGGGGUUUGGGGAGAAUGGAAAAAAAUGAGGUGUUGAGGUCAAAAUAAUAAGUUAUGUGUUGGCUUCAAUAUCAAACAUGAGUACAUAGACAAGAUGUCAGAGAGGGUGGACAAUGUGAAACCCAGCUUGAAACUACAAUAACGUUAUUGUGAAAGCACUAGUUGAAAGCUCUUUCAUUGUCAGUGUUUGUGAAAAGUUUGUUGUUAAGAAGAAAAAGGGAGAUGGGGGUCCAGCUCUGAAAGUUACUGACAAUGGCCAUGAACAUUUUGUCUUUCUGCCUGACAAAAUGAAAGUAAUCGCAUCGAUUUAGUUUGAUUGGUUUGAUUAACUUCAGUAAUAAAAAAAAAAAACACUUCAUUUGGGUGUCAAUGUAUUUAGCAUGAAAGUACUAANGCAGAAAUGGAUCAGGCAAUUCAGGAUCACGAGUCUCUAUUAAUGAGGCAGGGUAUGAACUAUUAAAAUGUUUUCUUCAUUUGAGUGGCCACAAUAAAGUUAGUAACGUCAAACCUCCCUGUAUGGUAUUUGUCAGAAAAGUUAUUUCUGAUGCAGUGAUUUUGUUAUGAAUAGUUAUAGUGUGUCCUGGGACUUAUCUUGUGAAAAAUCAUGAGUCCCAGUUGAUAAAACAAUGAGUUCCUGGAUCUUUUGUAACCACACAGUUAAUCUGAAGACAUACUCCAAAACUCUGUAUAACAGUUUCAUUACCAGUCCGGAAUAUCCCUAAAUUUAAGCACAGGGCCAACUGGUCACGCGCCACUUUUUAACCAAUGAGAUGGCGCGCUUGUGUUUAUCAACAAACAAAUCAAAACAUCGCCCCAGUGAUCAAAAAUUCUCAAAACAACGGAUGGAGUCGGAACAGAAUUAAAGAUGAGCUUACAGUACUCGUCCAGGUUUCACAUUUAAUAUUUCAAAGAAAACAUGUCAUGUAAGAGAAUCAUUGCAAGGAAUCAUUGGGGUGUUCGAACUGAUUCCGGACCGAUCGCAGAGGUCGUGGCUUCCCUAGCAUGGCUUGCAAGAUUUUUGAUACAAGCAAACUCGUCCCGUGUAAAAAUAGCCUCAGAGAGAGUGUGAAAAUUUGUUGAGAUCGUACAGAACAGCAUUGGUACUACCUAUUAACUUCUACAGGACAAGAAUCAAAGAACCAGUCAUCAUAACAAGAAUAGAAAGUAGUUCAAAUUUAUUAAUUUUUCUUGUUUGUUUUUUUUGUGUUUUUUCGUGUUGACUUCACACAUCUGGUGCUUUCUUCGCUUGCUGUAGUACCUGCAAUGUUUUAAUUUUAUCCCAGAUAAUCAGUGCAUGUUCAAUGAGUAGCGAAAUACAGCAUUUACAACUGAGAUUUGCCUUGUUUCUUUGAUUGUUCUUUAACGGUGGAUGAACAUUUGGAGAAUCCAACAACAUUAAAUCUUUCCAGAUUAGGGAAUUUCAGAAACAAAGCAGUUAGUAUCUACCUUGCGCUUAUGAUCUUCAAUUUCAUCCCCGCAAAUUCGGCAAAGUGAGGCGAGAUGUUGGACGUGAAUAUCCAUAAGACUAAUAAAGUUGUUUUGGCCUUGAAAAGAAAAAAGGCAAAGGCUCGUACUAAUGCGAAAAAAAGUAAUAACACGGCUGUUGUGAGAAACCCGGGAUUGGAAAACGUACGUGUUUUGGACCUCGGAAUUCAAAAAUUGUCUACCAAAACUCUAGGUUGUCUGCCACCCCCACAUUCAACAUAAUAAAAGUUAAUCAAUAUGACAAUCGAGGGAAAAUAUUUAGAACUUCGUAAAAAAUCUGUGAAUCGAAAAAAUAAUAGAUACUUGUUCACCUACCUUGAAAGCCAACCAAAAUCUCUCCUGUACAUCGCGUUGUUUAAGAGAUAAAAUAAGAAUAAGCCACAAAAUGAGCUGAAUAUUUCACGAGACACUUCCAAUAUGGCUUCUGAUACGCUGUCCACAUAAAAUAAUUGUGUAUGCCUCAUGAAAAGUCUUAAAAAUAUGCCUGAAACCUCGAAACGAUGACCGAUUCUGUCCGACUCCGUCCGUUGUUUUGAAAAUUUUUGAUCACUGGGGCGAUGUUUUGAUUUGUUUGUUGAAACACAAGCGCUUUCUCAUUGGUUGAAAAGUGUCGUGUGACCAGUUGGCCCUGUCCUUAAAUUUAGGGAUAUUCCGGACUGAUUACUGAAAUAAAAAUAUACUCCUUCUAUUGUAAAUCACAACAAAGACUAAAAGGAAUAAGCAUCGUUUAACAACAGCCACAAGAACAGCCACAGAAAUCACACAAACGGGAUAUUCUGCAAAAACAUCUUCAGAUCGAUCAACUGAUCGUUGCGUCCUAGAGGACGCAUACCUCAAAUUUUUUUGGCAUGGUGGGAGAUUUUUAUACGGCAGGGAUGCAGGACACAGAGGUAACAAAAUCACUGCUGAUGGCUUUCUAUAUCUGUGCUUAAAAUGUAAAAUAUUUUAAAAUCUUGAAGAUGCUGCUUCUGCAUCCUUAUGGGUCAAUCCUUUUAGUUACAAGUCCCAUGAUAAUUUCUUGUUUAAUUAAAACGGACAAAUAUUUUUGCUGGAACCAAAGGGAACCCCAAGUUAAUGUUUGUUGCUUUGUCCAUAGAAAUCCAGCGUCGUCAAGAAGAACUACAUCGAUUUGAAGAGAUGCGUAAAAGAGAGGAGAUGAUGAGACAAGCAGAGAUGAGGUAAAGGAGAACUACAAUCUUGGACAGAAUAAAAGGGAACAGCAAACCCCCAUACCGCCAAAUCAAGGAUGAAGCCAUGGGAAGGGCAAAAUGCACCAUUUUCCCAUCUUUGAUUUGGGGGUUUGGGGAGAAUGGAAAAAAAUGAGGUGUUGAGGUCAAAAUAAUAAGUUAUGUGUUGGCUUCAAUAUCAAACAUGAGUACAUAGACAAGAUGUCAGAGAGGGUGGACAAUGUGAAACCCAGCUUGAAACUACAAUAACGUUAUUGUGAAAGCACUAGUUGAAAGCUCUUUCACUGUCAGUGUUUGUGAAAAGUUUGUUGUUAAGAAGAAAAAGGGAGAUGGGGGUCCAGCUCUGAAAGUUACUGACAAUGGCCAUGAACAUUUUGUCUUUCUGCCUGACAAAAUGAAAGUAAUCGCAUCGAUUUAGUUUGAUUGGUUUGAUUAACUUCAGUAAUAAAAAAAAAAAACACUUCAUUUGGGUGUCAAUGUAUUUAGCAUGAAAGUACUAACAAUGGGGACACUAUUUUAAGUCUCCUACAUGGUCAUCUGAGCUAUGUGAAGGUCUAACCAUUUGCAGGGUAAAGGCAGUACCUUCAUUUCUCAGUCAUUUUAAGACCCUGAGUGUUGGUCCAGAUUCAGGAAUCGAACCCGCGACCUCCUGCUCUGCAGUCAAACCCUCUACCAACUUAGCUAAUCCUACUGCGGUUACUGAAAAGUUCUCUCUGAAAAGUUCCUGUUCAGUUAUGUUUGAUUACCGAACCAAUCAAACAACAAUCAAACAAUUGGUUUUGGUUGACUUUGACUUUUGACUUUUUUGUUCAGUUGUUUGAUUUACUACUCCGUUAUUAAUAUUGUUUUUCUGUGUGUGCUUGUGUUCAUCACAGGAGACAGGAGGAAAUGCGUCUGCAGGAAGAACUAUUUCGAAGGGAAGAGGAACUGCGUCGAAAGGAGGAGCUGUUUAGGCAGCAGCAACAGGAGCUCCAGAGGCACAGAGAGGUCAGGCUUCUGAUUUAAGAGCUGUUUGAUUAUUCAUGAGCUUGGGAAGUGCUAAUGCCUUCCUUGUACCACACGUCCUUGUUAUAUUAAUUCUUGAGACAUUCUAGAGUGGGAAAUUGUCUCUUUGUUUGACUGUAAAAUGUUUGCCUGUGUAUGGAAUGCACUCUACAUUUUCAUUACUUCUUGGAAAUAUAAAGCUUAACACAAUAGAAAGGGAAAUAGCCCCCAAAAAUCUCUUUCGGUUCUUCCUCUUCUUUACUCUCAUUGUUGACUUAUUUCUGCAUCUUGUAGAAAGAAACUUAUCUGGGAAAGAAUAACCAUCUUUAAAUGCCAAAUGAGAUAAUAGCUUUUGAUCAUACAAGUUUAUCUGAGGAAAAUAUUGCGUUUAUUGUAUUCAAAACUCAUAAAAAUGUGCUUUAAUGCUCAGGAAUCAAUGAGACGAAUUGAUUCAAGCUAUUCAGGAGGAUUUCCUCCUAAGGUAGGACUCUUGUCUUUAUAAGUCACUUAUAGCUGAGAACAAAGCAAAAAUGAGCAAUUAUUUGGUUAAUCGGUCUAGCAAACUUAAAGACAAGUUCACAUUCGCCACUUCAAAAACGGAAAGGAAACUGACCCAAGCUUACUUUUGCAAAGAGUUCUAGUACUGUUACUGAGGACAGGGCAAACAAAUUGCAUGUUUCGUACAAUCUUGAAAAGAUCUUGAUAGUUAGUAGUCGUCUUGACACCUGAAUAAAGUUUUCAUUCAUUUAUUCAUUCAUAUUACAGGGACCUCCUGGUGGAAUGGGCCGUGGAAUGGAUUGGGACAGAGGUGCUGGUGGUCCUCCUCCACGUGGUGGCCCACCCCUACGUGGUGGACCAGGGCCUGGUAUUCGUCCACCGGGUAUGAUGAAUCCUCCUAGAAUGGGCCCAGGAAUGAUGCCUCCCAGAGGACCACCCCCUAUGGGAGGUCCACCAAUGGGUGGUCCUCGUGGACCCAUGGGAUCUGGACCUCGUGGACCUGGUCCGGUAAGUGAGCACUUAAAAAUUUAUUUAAGAGUUAUACAACUUAAUGGAUCACUUCUUGGAAUACUCUUCGCGGGAGAUGAUGUUCAGGAUGAAAGUAAUUUGAAGGAUGCCAUACACCAAUGUAGUGUCAUGCGUAAUUGUCAUAUCAGCAAGCCACAAAAGAGGGACUAUGUUUCCAGCCUUAAAGCCAAUUUUUUUCUCAGAUCAUUCAUAGUAACAUACAGGAUUAUCAAAGGAACAGGUUUCGUAUCAAAUUUGGGAGAUGUCUUAGUUUGUGAUGAUUGUCUAUAG